Messenger RNA from Paramecium pentaurelia, 1269 nucleotides. The record is from the annotation of a GenBank genome assembly. Lineage: Eukaryota; Ciliophora; Oligohymenophorea; Peniculida; Parameciidae.
AUGAUUAUAUAAUAAUUUGAUAAAAUCUCAUUGAUAGAGGAAUUCUAAACCUUAAAAGAAUAAAUAAUUACAAAAUUAAAUGAAUAUUUUACAAAACUUGAAAAAAUAAUAGAAGAAUUCAGUUAACCUAUUAAUGAAUCAAUUAAGGAACAAAUUAAAUUAAUUUCUAAUUAUGAAAGUUCUAUAGAAAGAAUAUUUUAAUAAAAACUUUUAGAUAGAGAAUAAUUGAAAGUCUAUUUAAAUUAUGUUCAGAAAUGUAGUGUCAAUAAUAUAGAUUAAUUAGAGUCAAGCUUGAAUUUUAUAAAGAUUGAUGAUGGAAUUAUCAAAAUAUAAAAAGAGAUCGAUAUAUUAUAUAUAGAAUAAAUGUAGGAACCUUAGAAAUAGUAAUCAGGUACUUUAGAAGAAAUUGAAUUGAAUUUUAAAUUACCACAUGAACUAAUUGAAUAUGAGGAACAUUUUAAUCCUUAAUAUAUUUGUAUAACAAGUUGCAUAAUUAGUUUUAAUAAUGAAUUCAUAACAGGAGGGUGGGAUGGCAAAAUUGUAAGAUUUGACAUGAAUCAAAUCAAACAGGAAUUAAAAUUAUUUAAUAAUCCUGUAAGAAUAAUUAAAUAAUUAAGAAACAAUUGUUUAUUAAUAGUGAAUGAUUAAAAUGACUAUAAGUUAUUAGAUAAAGGUUGGAAUAUUUUAAGAGACGAAAAAUUGGGAGAGAUGAAUAUUAUAAAUAUUGAUGAAUAUGUUUAAGAGACUCAUCAUGUUAUAAAGAUAAGAGUUGAUAAUGGGGAUUAAUAUAUAGGAAAUGUAAAAAAUGCUUUUUUGAAUGGAUUUAGACAUUUAAAAAUGGAAGAUAAAAUAUAAGGGAAUGUUAUUACAACAUAUUUUGAUGAUAUAAUUGUAAUUGAUUAAUUUGAUAAUUUUGGAAUAGUUUUAAUAUAUAGUGUUGAUAGUAAUAAUCAUAUUAUUAGUACUAAUUAAUUCAAAAUAUCUGACACUUUGAUAACAAAAGCUUUAAUAUUGAAUGAUGAUUAAUUUUAUUUUAAAGACACUUAAAAUAGAUUAUAUUUAUAUGAUGCUUAAUUAGAGUCAGAAUAUGAUGAUAUGAUUAAUCACAACAAUAAUAUAGUUAUGAUUAAAGAUGAUAAAUUGAAGAUUAAUGAAAUAGAAUAUCCUAAUAAAUUAACAAAAAUAUUAGAUGCAUAUUCUAAUGAAAAAUACUUUAUUUUAGUUGGUUAUGGGGAAUAAAUGAAUAUUUAAAUAUUUAAAUAUAUUUGA